AUGUCUCUUGAAGCUUUUACUGUUUCUGCUGCUGCUCCUCAUAAAUGCAUUGCACCAGAAGGAGCAUAUUUUAACCUUAGACAUAUUACCCUUGAAGGUGAUUCUAAAACACAAUUAUAUUUGAAACAUGACGAGGAUGAAGUUCUUGUUUGUACUUUAUCAUCUGCCAUUCCACAACACUCUGUUGAUAUUCCAUUAUACCUUGAUGAAGUUACAUUUGUUGUUAAAGGUAAUGGAACACUUCAUGUUGUUGGUAAUUUCGAUGAAGUUGAAGAUAACGAAUUUGAAGAAGACGAAGAAAUGGAAGAAGAUAUGAGUGAAGGAGAAGAAAGUGAUGAAAGUAAUGAUGAAAAAAUGGAAGAGAGAGAAGAAAGUGAUGACGAAGAGGAAGAAAAUACUAAACCAAUGAAAGUAGUUGUUCCAAAGAAAGAAGAGAAAAAACCACAACCACCAAAGAAAGAAGAAAAGAAACCACAACCACCAAAGAAAGAAAGUAAAGUUCAACAACACCAACAACCACAAAAGAAAGAAGACAAGAAACCACAACAUCAACAACAACCAAAUCAAAAACAAGGAAAGAAAAACAAUAAAAAGAAUAAAAAGCAUUAA
Molecule: messenger RNA, 609 nt
Organism: Entamoeba histolytica HM-1:IMSS
Lineage: Eukaryota; Evosea; Mastigamoebida; Endamoebidae
Exons: 1
Coding region: 1-609 (202 amino acids)
Source: RefSeq, a predicted model, not a curated record